UUCCUUGUGAGUUAUCGUUGUAAAUUCAUUCGCAGUUCAGACGAGAAUUGUGUUACAUCUUCACAAUGAGUGUUACCGAGCAAAGUGUCUUACCGCCUAACUACAACUUCGGGCAGUUAGCCUUCGAACGAUUGGGACGGUAUAAGGAUCGCAUUUUCCUGAUCGAUGCAGCGACAGGUGAAGAAGAGAGCUACGGAUCAGUAUUGAAUCGCUCCAUCAGAUUAGCGCAAGCGCUGAGAGCGUUUGGUCUGAGCCCGGGAGAUGUCGUCGCUAUAAGCGGGCCCAACCGUAUAGAUGUUUGCAUAUCGUUUUUUGCAUCUCUUUUCAACGGUUUACAGAUUAUUGGCGUUGAUCCCUAUUCUAAAUAUGAUGAAGUGCGUGGUAUUUUUGACUUAACAAAACCAAAACUAGCAUUUUGCCAAAAUGAAUCUUACGACACUUAUGCGAGGGCAGCUGUGAGUCUUAAUUUGGAUGUUAAAAUAGUGACGUUCGAUGAAGGAGAUCAUAAAAUGUCGAAAUUUUCACAAAAAUAUGAGUCGUUGGAACAGGAAGAUUUCAAAGUGGCAGAGUAUGACGUAGAGAAAAUAUACCCCUUUCUUAUAAGUACUAGCGGCAGUUCGGGAAAAUUGAAGAUUGCAGCCUUUAAAAAUAAAUCCAUGCUUCUAAAGGACUGGUUGAUAAAUAAAUACCAAGAUAAAUCAAUGACAAAGACAUUGCUCUUGUCACCAGUUCAUUGGAUAGCAUUCUAUUUUUUUCCGACUGGCGUGGCGUUUUUAGGAGGAACAUUGAUACUGACAUCCAAAUUUAAUAACUAUAGCCUUAACAUGGACCAUCUUGUAGAAGUUAUAAAUAAAUACAGACCGCAAAUAGCACUAUUCACCCCUUCGCUAAUAACAUAUUUACUAGUUCGGAAGGAAGAAGUUGACAUGACUUCCUUUCGAAGAAUCAUUGUUGGAGGGUGUAAGUUUCUUAAAGAAGUACGUCAAGAGUUUAAGAAACUUCUUGCCGAAGACUGUCUUGUUAUGGAUUUGUAUGGCCAAACAGAAAUGAUUGGUCCAUUUUUCGGUCCGCGCCCAUUAUUCUCCGCUGGCAGUGUUGGAGUACCAUUAGAUGGGUACACUGUAGAGUUGGUCGAUCCAGACACUGGUGUGGAGAUAACUGAAGCAAACGUGACAGGUGAAAUUUAUGUGAAGGGGCCUGGCUUUUCGGAAUACUACAACGAUCCAGAGGAAACUAAAAAUUCAUUCACAGAGGAUGGUUUUUUCAAAACAGGAGAUCUGUUAUACCGCGAUGAGCGCAAUAACUACUUCUUUGUCGAUCGUAUCAAGACAUUAAUAAAGUACCGAUGCACACACAUAUAUCCCAUAGAAAUAGAAGAAGUAAUACGCGAACACCCUGCAGUAGCCGAAGUGUGUGUAGUCGGCAUAAAUGCGCCUUUCGUUGGCGAAGUGCCAGCGGCUUGUGUCGUCAGACGCGAAGGCUAUGACGUCACUGCACAGGAGAUAAAGGAUCUAGUAGCAAGUAAGCUAUCGGAAAACAAGGAGCUCCGAGGAGGUGUACUAUUUCUCGAUACUCUACCCUAUACGUCCACGGGAAAAAUUCUUAGAAAUAAACUAAUGAAUAUGGCUAUGCAGAUCGAUGCAGCGACAGGUGAAGAAGAGAGCUACGGAUCAGUAUUGAAUCGCUCCAUCAGAUUAGCGCAAGCGCUGAGAGCGUUUGGUCUGAGCCCGGGAGAUGUCGUCGCUAUAAGCGGGCCCAACCAUAUAGAUAUUUGCAUACCGUUUUUUGCAGCACUGUUCAACGGUUUGCCGAUUACACGAGAUAAGAUAAAAAUUAAAGGUGUGUUACGUUACAGAGUUAUUACUAAGUCAUUGGUAUUGUCACCAAAUCACUGGAUGUCAUUCUCGUUUGCCCCGACUUUAGUGGCGGCUAGAGGAGGCUUACUGUUGCUAACUUCCAAAUAUAACAAUUAUAAUUUUAACGUAACCCACGUUACAGAAUUAAUUAAGAAAUACAGACCGGUAACUGCACUAUUCUGUCCGUCGCUAAUACCAUCUAUAGUACUGGAAGCUCAGAAGAAUGAAAUUGAUAUGACUUCUUUACGGAGGGUCACUAUCGCGGGGUCUAAACUGUUUGAUGAUGUAUUUCAAGAGUUUAAGAAACUUCUUGGCGAUAAUUGUCACGUAUUGGAACCGUAUGGUCUAACAGAAAUGAUUGGUGCAGUUUUUGAUCCCAGCUCUUUGCGCACCUCUCGCAGUUGUGGAGUACCAAUAGAUAUAUACACUGUAAAGUUGGUCGAUCCAGACACUGGCGUGGAGAUAAAGGAAGCAAACGUUACUGGUGAAUUACUGGUGAAAGGGCCUUGUUUCUCGGAGUAUUACAAUGAUCCCGAGGAAACUGCAAAAGCAUUCACAGAAGAUGGCUUUUUCAAGUCAGGGGAUCUGUUAUACCGCGACGAGGACUAUAAUUACUUCUUUGUUGAUCGUCUCAAGACUUUGAUAAAGUAUCGAGGCACACAUAUAUAUCCCCUGCAAGUGGAAGAAGUAAUACGCGAACACCCUGGAGUAGCGGAUGUUUGUGUUGUCGGCAUAGAUGAUCCUGUUGAAUUACAAAAAUCAGCGGCUUGUGUCGUGAGACACAAAGGCUCUGACGUCACCGCACAGGAGAUAAAGGAUUUAGUAGCAAGUAAACUAUCCGAAAACAAGAAACUGUGGGGAGGUGUACUAUUUUUUGACAAACUGCCCUACACGUCUACAGGAAAAGUACUUAGAGGCAAAGUUAAAGAAAUGGCGAUGACUGCUGAGAGAGAAUAAAUUUAUUUUUAGCAC
This is a messenger RNA of Bicyclus anynana (squinting bush brown), 2828 nucleotides long. Its product is annotated as luciferin 4-monooxygenase. The record is from RefSeq and is a predicted model, not a curated record. The coding region runs from base 66 to 2813 and encodes 915 amino acids. Lineage: Eukaryota; Metazoa; Arthropoda; Insecta; Lepidoptera; Nymphalidae. Gene Ontology annotation, biological process: long-chain fatty acid metabolic process; fatty-acyl-CoA biosynthetic process. The transcript has 19 exons. Gene Ontology annotation, molecular function: long-chain fatty acid-CoA ligase activity.